Molecule: messenger RNA, 351 nt
Organism: Naumovozyma dairenensis CBS 421
Lineage: Eukaryota; Fungi; Ascomycota; Saccharomycetes; Saccharomycetales; Saccharomycetaceae
Gene: CDC26
Product: anaphase promoting complex subunit CDC26
Exons: 1
Coding region: 1-351 (116 amino acids)
Biological process (GO): anaphase-promoting complex-dependent catabolic process
Cellular component (GO): anaphase-promoting complex
Source: RefSeq, a predicted model, not a curated record
AUGUUAGGAAGACCACCUACGACCUUACAGUUGAAUAAAGAUGAUAUAUCAGAGCUAGUAAAGGAACUAGAGGAGAGAAAACUGAAACUAAAAAUUGAGGCUAAUCGUCGAAAACUCCAAGUGUCUGUACAGCAAGCACCUCUAAAAAAAUCAAACUCUGCAAUGGGAUCAACCUCUUUAAAUGAGACUAUUACAGACAUAAACAUAAUGAAGGAAAAUGGAAUUGAACUUAAGGCAAUGAUGAAUUCUAGUAUUGAUGCCUCUCAUCAAGUUACAGUUACGCCAAGAGUAACUACCCACCCUACAAUUGAUGAUGGAAGUGAUAAUCCGUUCUAUAAAAGGGAACUGUAA